AUGACCAAGGACCCUCCCUCGGGGGGCAGCGGGGGCCGCGCGUCUUCCAAAAAGCCGGACAGUCCAGUGGAGGAGCAGCAGCGGCUGGAGCUGGAGAAGCUGCGGGCCGACCUGGAGCGGGAGCGGGCGCGCGGGAGGGCCGAGAGGCGACGGUUCGAGGACCAGGCCCGGCAGCUGCGGGAAGCGGCGGUGCAGGAGAGGCAACAGCUGGAGGACCAUCUGCGCUCCAAGUGGGAGGCGGAGAGCGGCCGGGCCCUGCGGCAGCUGCAGGAGGGCAUGCUGCGGGAACGGGAGGCCGAGAUCCGCCGGCUGCUGCGUUGGAAGGAGGCCGAGCUGCGGCAGCUGCAGCGGCUACUGCACCGGGAGCGCGACGACGUGGUGCGCCAGGCCCGGGAGUUGCAGCGCCAGCUGGCCGAGGAGUUGGUGAGUCGGGGUUACUGCGGUCGCUCGGGGGUCCCCGAAGGUGCGGCCCGAUGCCGCUGUCGCCUGCAAGAAGUGCUGGCCCAACUGCGCUGGGAUCAAGACGGAGAGCAGGCCUCGCGCAUCCGGCACCUGCAAGAGGAACUGGACAUGGAACGCCAGCUUUUCCUUAAGUACAUCUUGGAGCAUUUCCAGUGGCAGCUGUCUCUGCCCGAGGCCCAGCCGGGCCAGGCCUCGUCUUCCUCGGAAGAGCCGCCUCCGGAGACCGUAGGCGGCUCAUGCAGCCCCCCAAAAACCCCCACUUUAUUGGAGUCUCUAAACAGCCUGAGCCAAAGCAGCAUCUGCUUGCGCCUCCGCUCCCCGGCCUUGGUGCCCAAACUGGACGCCAAUCCCACAGCGGGCCUGCAUGCCACCCGGUCCAACUCCCUGGAUUCCUGGGUGCCCAUGAGUCUCUUCCCUCUCGAAGGCACCCCGAAUGGUGCCGAGGUUCCCGAUCGCAGCGGGGACCCGGCCUCUGAUGCCUCUAUUCCUGAUGCUUCUAUUCCUUGGUCCCCAAGUCCUUCUCUGCCACCUUGCCAUCCAGGUGGUGAAGACAUCCCCGGCAGUCUACCACCCUUCGAGGCUCUCCAGCCCUCGCCCGAUGCACAGAACCACCAAGGCAGAACGGCCCAACAGAACUCGGAACUGUCCAGAUUGCUGCAGACCCUGGUGCAACGCUGCUGGGGCCUUUACGCAGAGAACCAGCAGCUGCGGCGCGCCGGCCUGGCAGACGAGGCGGACAAGAAAGCCAAGCGGCUCAAGGUGGAGCACGCAGAGAGGCCUCCUGGCCUCCCACGGCGGCGUCUCAAGGACCGGGCCCGCAAGCUCCACGACUCCGAUCUGCGAACUUUAAGUGCUCCCGGGCUGGGAGAGCGCGCAGCUAGACUAGUACCGCGCCGGGCGUCGGGCAGACAGAGCGCGCAGGACCUGUCGGAGCAGGCCAGCGCUCUGCUGGCCAAAGACAAGCAAAUCGAAGAGCUCCGGCGAGAGUGCUACCUGCUGCAGGCUCGCGUCGCCUCCGGCCUCGACUCACCACCGCUCACGCAUGGGGAUGGGGCCGGGGCAAGGGGUGGAGAUGCCCAGGCUCAGUGGCUCAGCAUCAAAGACCUGGACCGGCUGCAACGCGAGUCGCAACGGGAGGUGUUGCGCUUGCAAAAGCAGUUGGCCCUCCAGCAAAGGGGCACGAGCCGGGAGGACGGCCAGACCACCCCUGGCAAGGAAGAGGAGGAGGAGGAGGAGAAGGAGGAGGAGGCCAGGAGCCAAAUUGAAGCGCUGGAACGCGAGCUGGGCGCCUGCCAACGCCAAUGUGCCGACCUGAGUGCCCAGGCGGCGGCUGCGAGACGGCGAGGCGAGGAAGCGGAGGCACAGCUGCAGGCCGCCUUGCACAAGGGCGCCUGGCUGGCGAGGGAGAACGCAAGGCUGCAGAUCCAGGCAGACCCGAGGAAAGGCGAAGUCGCGGCCCAGGACACCGACAGGCGCGGGCAGCUGGACAACGCAUGCCAGGAACGCGACGCCGCUGCUUUGUUGGCACAGAAGCUAAUGCAAGAGGCCACUUGCGACCAAGACAAGCAGCAGCAGCUGCAGCAGCAGCAGCAUGACCUGCAGAAGGCCCCGUGUGAUCUCCAGGCAGCUGGGGGAGAGAUGCACCACCAACCUGGUAACCCUCCCGGGGAACCCCAAGAGGCCUUCCAAGGCAAGAAAAACGGGACAGAGCUCCAGCCAGGGCUUGAAGACACAGCCACAUUAGGGUCCAGCAGAGAUAGACAGAUAGAGAAAGAUGCUUCCCAAUUGGAGAACCCUUUUACUCUUGGAGAGCCGGCCAAGGUUCCCUCAAUGCCCAACAGAGACCCAGACUGCCAUCCUCCAGACUCCAGGUUGCAGACCAAGAAAAUCAGCCCCUUGUCCAAUUCCUCCUCCGAGGUGGAGCCUCAGUUGACCAGUGUGCCCUCUCGCCCAACCCUGGAUAAUGAGGACGAUCUAGGGCCUGCUAGCUUGUCUUCAACACUAGAAAUGAAGAAGUCAGGGGCCCUCCACCUCCCAAAGCUCAAGAUCUUCCUGGUUCGGUACAGCUACAACCCGAUGGAGGGGCCCAAUCAACAUCCAGAGUCUGAGCUGCCCCUCACGGCAGGGGACUACAUCUAUAUUUGGGGGGACAUGGAUGAAGAUGGCUUCUAUAAUGGGGAGCUGAAGGAUGGCCGGCAGGGGCUGGUACCCUCCAACCUGGUGGAGCCGAUCACGGAUGAUGAUGUCCUGGGCAGUCUGUCCUCUGAGGCUCCUGACUUUGGUCUCACUCACCUCCCCACUGAGCAAGCCAAAAUAUUGAAGGAGGAUCCAGGUAAUAGCGCAUUUCCUGGGCAAGGUCCAGGAGCGGAGGCCAGGGGACCAGGCCAGCUGAUAAGGGCAAACACCAAGACAGAUCUGGCCUCUGAGCUAUCAGGAGCCAAGAAAACUGCAGACGACCUAGACUUGGUACAAGAGAUAGAGGAGCAGGAUUUCUCCAGACCCCUUCUGAGGGGCUCGGGGAGCUUUUGUGUCGGUCCCAGGCAGUUAUGCCUGCAGAGCUUGGCAGCCACAUCAGCUGAAAUCAGCUGGGUCAAUAGCAGCAACAGUUACCCCCACACAGUGUACCUCAACAACAAGGAGCAUGUCCUGAUCCCAGCAGGUGUGAGUCGCUGCACCUUGCACCACCUGCAUCCUGGCACGCGGUACCAGGUGCGGGUAGAGGUGCAGCCGCUGUGGGACUCGCUGCAUGGCUUCAGGGAGACAUUGUCCUCUUCCAUCACCUUCACCACACCCUUGGCUGGACCACCUGACCCCCCGCUAGAUGUGCUGGUGGAGCCCCAUGCUUCCCCGGGUCUUCUGGUGGUCAGCUGGCUACCUGUAACCAUCAAUGCAGUGGGCUCCUCCAAUGGCGUGCAGGUCACAGGCUAUGCUGUGUACGCUGAUGGGCUGAAGGUGACCGAAGUGGCGGAUGCCACUGCUGGGAGCAUCGUGUUGGAACUUUCUCAGCUCCAGAGACCAUUCCUAUGCCAGAAGGUGUCUGUGAGAACCAUGUCCCUCUGUGGUGAGUCCCUGGACUCUGUGCCAGCUCUGGUCCCCCAGGAUGGCUUUCUUUGUCCCCAGACACUGGGCUCCUCUCUUUUUACCUAUACCUUUGGUGACCUGUCAGCUUGCAGAGUUGCCUUCUCUGUCUGCUCUCAGAGACAGACCCAGAAUGCCAAGAUCAGACCCUGGACGCUGGGAAACUGUGUAGAACCCCAGACUGAGUGCCAAGAAGGACAUCUGGAGGAGCCCCUCAGGAGGGAGUCCUCCAGGUCUACCCUGGGUUCAGAAAGAAAGAACUCCCACCUUGAAAGCAGCCUCCAAGCCCCAGAGGCCAUGCAGGCCAAGAAGGCCAGCAGAGAGAAUGAACCUUUGCCAAAGAGUCCCCAGAACCACAAGCUAUUGUGGCCCAGUGACUCUCCGAGUGAGGAUAGAGGUCCCAGUGGUCUCAUGGGCACCAGCACAGAGACUGACGCAGGCAGAAAACAGCCAUCAGCAGAAGGUUUGCCCCGCAAAGAACCACUGCAGUGUCAGGCCGCCCUUGAGAAGAUCCAUAAGCUAAAGGAGGCUGUGACCCUGUUUCUUUCUCCCCGUCACACCUCCCUAGUAUGUGACAUCUGGGACAUCUGGCAGAAGGAGGCAGUGCCCUUAGGUCUGUGGGGUGCAGGGGGGCAAGAGCAGAGAAAGUGUCGAAGGACUCAGACCCUAGGGUGCAGGAGAGAGCCCGGCCACAUGCCACGUUCAGCCCCCUUCAGGAAAGUCCUGAAGAGAUCCUCGGGCAGACCACCACCUUUGCUGGGGACAGGGGCUGAUCCUACAGCCAGGGUACUUGUGACACUCGAUCACAACUGCUUGAUGAUGUCUGGUGACCCUAAGGUUGAGAGGGAAGAGCUGGCCAUUCAGAAAGGGCAAUUGCUAAAGGCAUGGGGCUCUCAGGACCCCCACGGCUUCUACUAUGGGCAAGUAGGCAACAUCCUAGGACACCUGGUGACUGAGGUGGAGGGGAUCCCGGAGCGGCCUGCCAUCGAGUGCCAUUUAUCGGCCACAGGGCGCCUGCCCUUUGUGGUCCCUUUAGAUGACUAUGAGAUCCUCCCUGCCCCUCAGGGCUCUUUGCCCAUGCCCCCCAGCAACCCGAGGAGGUUCCCACUAUGGACCCCAAAAAACAUGAUGGCAGCCUUAGACUAUGACCCCAAAGAUGGUUCCACCAGGGACCAGUGGAAAGGCAAGCUGUCCCUGAAGGCAGGGGACAUGGUCACAGUGUAUGGCCCAGUGGAUGACAACGGAUUCUAUUAUGGGGAGUCAGGCUGCCAAAAGGGCCUGGUCCCAGCCUACCUGCUGGAUCAUGUGUCUGUACAAAGAGAGUGAGCAAGGCAUCCCUGCUACCCACCCGAGCCAAAGGAAAACCCACCUUACACCAGUACCCCUCAUGGUAUCUGGAGAACCCCCUGCUCCAAGCACCUAGGUGCCACUCCAUCCGCCAUUCCCAGGGCUUCAGUAUGAGCUGAGCUGUUUUCCAAAAUAAACAGACCCAAGCA
Messenger RNA from Suncus etruscus (white-toothed pygmy shrew), 5036 nucleotides. RefSeq names its product RIMS-binding protein 3A-like. Bases 1 to 4866 code for a protein of 1621 amino acids. Gene Ontology annotation, biological process: spermatid development; neuromuscular synaptic transmission; fertilization. The record is from RefSeq and is a predicted model, not a curated record. Gene Ontology annotation, cellular component: nucleus; manchette. The transcript has a single exon. Lineage: Eukaryota; Metazoa; Chordata; Mammalia; Eulipotyphla; Soricidae. Gene Ontology annotation, molecular function: protein binding.